CUGAGUUUGAGCUGCAUGCCAACCAGUCACAGCUUGACCAGAUGAAUGCUAGAGGUCUUCAGUUACUGGAAGAACUCAAGCAUGUACCAAACUUUGACAUUUCCGUACUUGAACAAGAUCUCGACAACACCAAUCAUCAAUGGGAAACAUCAAAUGCUGCCAUAGAUGAGCACAAACAGAACCUAGAAGCACAACUUGUCUGCUGGGACCAGGUGCAGUCUGGGAAAGAGGAACUGGAAUCAUGGGUGAACACCAUGGUUACCAGGCUGGACGACAGUCUCCAAAACUUUGACGAUGCCGUCAGUGUCGAAGCCUGUCUUGUAAAAUUCAAGGAGGAGGCUCCAUACUUCCAAGAAGUCCUGAACGAGAUGAGCCAGAAAAUUGAUGAUCUCAAAGCAAUGAAUCGUGAUGAAGACAUUCCACAACUUGUUGCUGAGCAAAAAGAAAUCCAGGAACAAUUUGAUAAAGCCACAAAACUAGCAAAUCAGCUUGAAGGUGUGAUGGCUAACUUUACUGAUGAGAGAGAAAACUUACAGAAGGAGAUUGAGGCUGAGUCUGAAUGGUUGAAUGAGAUGAAGGACAGACUCGGAAAAUGUGAUGACGUUUCAGGAACAGAUGAUGACAUUAUUCAGAGGCUUGAAAAUUGCAAGGAGCUUGAAGCAGAAAUGGCAGAACAUAAGAAGAGAGUUGCUGCUCUGAUGGACAAAGCUGAAGCCAUGCAGGCCAAGUUCCCAUCUGCCGAGACUUCGAACCUCGCCAAGGAUGCUGCUGUACUGAAGAAGAAGUUUGAUUCUGUGGUGAACCGUGGUGACAAGAUAGAGGACAUGUUACAAGGUACACUAGAACAGCACUGUCAUGAUGCUCAGCAACAACAACAGAGGUGGUUGAAUGCUGCCCUCGAGAAAGUGGCAUGGUGCGGAGAUAUUGCAGGAGAUAGAUACAGUGUAGAGGCCAAACUUGCUACCAUUAAGGACCUUAUAAAUGGUGCUAGUGAAGGAGAACAGAAGAAGAAUCUCGCAGCAGAGAAACUUGAGGCCCUUAAAGCUGUCUUACCCAAACAGAAACAAGCUGAGCUGGAACGCCAGAAGAAACAGGCAGAGGCAGAUUGGCAACAGCUUGUUAAAGCCAUGCAGGAUACAGAACACAAGCUGGAAUCUUCCAUUGACCAAUGGCAGGCCUAUGACAAGGAGUAUGAUACGUUGUCUCAGUGGUUGAAGGACACAGAAACUCGUGUACGUAACGAGGCAAACCUCAAACCAGAUCUACCCAGCAAGAUUGAACAGUAUGAACAAUUUAAGGCUCUUGCUCAAGAUGUUGUAGAACAUCAGCCAGACUUUGAGAAUGUACGUGAUUCUGCUCAGGGUAUUAGUAGGUCAACCGGAGAUGGUAGAACCGCUUCAUAUGCUGGACAACUGCUGUCCAGAUAUCAGACCCUAGCUGCCUCUGUACAGGAGCAAGUGGAGCGUUGUGAACAGAACAUUGAGGAUCACGAGGCUUACAAUGCCAAGCACAAGGAAAGCACUGACUGGAUCCAAGCCCAGCAACAGCAGCUGGUUGAGUGCUCUGACAUGCCGAGUGACAAUGAGGCCCUGGAGGCCAAGCUAGACACUAUACAGGCUCUUACUGCUGCUAAUGAUGAGGGACAAACAACAUUUAAUGCUGCUCUUGAAUCUGGUGAAAGACUUUACCCAAAUACCUCAAACGAGGGUCGUGAGGGUAUUAGACAUGAAUUACGCUCCCUACGUGACCAGUGGGAGAAUUAUAAUGAUACUUUACAUGAGACACAAAGAAACCUGGACAGCUGCAGAAUGCAGUGGUCCUCAUUUGAUGAGAACUUUGAGCAGUUGGAAAAAUGGGUCGGUGAAUCUACAGAACUUCUGAAGGAAGAAGCUGAGCCUAAAAAUACACUGCAGGAGAAGAAAGCUGCUCUUCAACAUUAUAGAACGAAGUGUCAGGAUAUCCUGUCUCAUCAGAGUAUGAUUGACAGUAUUGGCGACAAAGGCAGUGCCCUAGCCUCCACCAAAGUCAAGGGCAAACUGAACCAACUCAAUGCCAAAUACAAUGCUCUCUGCCAGGAGGCCAAGGCUCAGGUGAAAAAGGCAGAGAAUGAAGUCGACCAGCACCAGAAACUACAAGAUUUACACCAGCAGUGCCAGGAUUGGAUGGCUGCUACCAAGGACAAGCUAGCUGUGUGUGCGGAGGCUAGUGGUGAUAGACAGGCUUUACAGAAUAGACUUGACAAAGUACAGGAUUUAGUCAAAUCUAUGAGGGAUGGUGAAGCAAAGGUGAAGGCUGUACAUGUACAGGGAGAGAAAACCAUACCACAGACUGGUUCUCAAGGUCAGACUGCCAUCAAACGGGACCUUGAAGGUCUAACCCAGGACUGGGAAGCUCUGGCAACCAGAAUGGACGACACACAGGAAAAUUUGAUGCAUGCCCUUCAGGCACUGACAGCAUACGAUGGGUCAUGUGACCAGCUCAACAAAUGGCUGAGAGAAUGUGAAUCGGCUGUUAAGGACGUGGAAUUGAAAAGGACCCUCGGAGAUAAACAAGGUCAGGUCGAGAAGUUGAAGAAGAUGCAACAGGAAGUGUUGGCACGGCAACGACACUUUGACGAGUUACAGGACAUGGUGUCGCAUAUGCAGGGUGCUGACUCCAGACUCGUUAACUACAGCUCACAACUCCAUUCGAGAUACGAACAUUUGAAAACUAAUCUUAGGGAUCUUAUUAACCGCUGGCAAGACUAUGUGGGUGAGCACCAGAAUUACUCUACCAACUACAGUGAAUGUGUGGAGUGGGUUGAGACUUUGCAGAGACGCCAGCAGGUAUGUGCCGACAUGGCCGGGGAUCGACAGGAUGUAGAGGACAGACUGACAAAACUACAGGAACUUAUGGCAGAGAAAGAACAGGGUGCAGCCAAAAUACAUAUUACUGUAGAAAGUGGAGAAAAGUUGUACCCCAGCACAGCUGCUGAAGGAAGGGAGAUAAUUAGACAGGAGCUUAGAUCAUUACGUGACCAGUGGGAGCAAGUGUGUGACCAGCUCUCAGAAACCCAGCGCAAGUUGGAGUCGUGCCUUAUUCAAUGGUCCUCUUAUGAUGAGAACUACGAGCAGCUGCAAAAAUGGCUGCUGGACACAGAAGUUCAGUUAAACGAAGACACUGACAUGAAAGCUACUUUACCAGACAAGAAAGCACAACUACAAAAUCACAGGGUUCUUCAUCAAGACAUUAUGUCAAGACAGCAUGUGUUGGACAACCUGAAUGAGAAAGCCCAGUCUCUGUCACAGUCAUCUCCUGUUGCCAAGGUCAACAAGUUCGUUGACGAGGCAACCAAGAAAUAUGGCAAACUGUGUAACCAGUCUAAACAGAUGUUGGAGAAAUUUGAGGUUGCAGUCAAGGAUCACCAGCAGUACCAAGAUGCUUACCAGGACUGUGCUGAUUGGUUGAGCUCAUCACGUGACAAGGUGGAGGCGUGCGCGGACACAUCUGGAGAUCGUGUAUCCAUACAGAACAAGCUGGAGAGACUGAGGGAAUUUGCCAGCCAUGUGGGUGAUGGAGAGAAGAAACUACAACUUACCCAUGAAAUGUGUCAGAAAACCUCCAAAAACUCGUCCAUGGCAGGACGGGAAGUUCUCCAUCGAGAAAUGGACCAUCUGCAGUCAGAAUGGCAGGAUUAUGUAGCCAGAAUUAGACAGGCUGAGGAGGAUUUGGAACAUGCCAUGUUACAAUGGGGAGAUUUUGAAUCCAAAUUUGAUGUCUGCUCACAGUGGCUUAAACAUAUGGAACAACAAGUGAAGAACUAUGAACUCAAAUCAACACUGGAAGAUAAGAAAACUCAAGUGGAAAAAUUCAAGAAACAAAGAGAGGAGAUUUUAUCUCGACAGCCGGACUUUGACAGAUUUACCGAUGAUGCCCAGAAUCUCAUGCACACAAGUGCAGAUGUACGUCUCAGUACACAGGUAUCCCAACUGACCAAUCGCUAUCGUGGACUUCUCACACUGAUCAAGGACCUGAUCGGCAAGUGGGACAAAUAUGUUCAGGAUCAUCAAGCAUUUGACAAUAGAUACUCAGAAUUCAAAAAUUGGCUCGGACAAGCUGAGGACAAGUUGGAAUCAUGCCAACAACCAGCAGCUGAUCAAGAUACAAUGGAAGAAAAGAAAGCCAUGAUUCAGAUGAUGUUGGCAGAAAAAGAACAUGGAUUGCAGAGAUUGAACUCGGCUAUUGAAGCAGGAGAGAAGCUUUAUCCUGACACCGCUGCAGCAGGACGUGAAAAAGUACGCCAAAGUUUACGUUCUGCAAAGGAGGACUGGGAGCGACUCUUCAGUGCACUGAAUGACACCCAGCGGCGUGUUGACAACUUCCUGUUACAAUGGUCAUCGUACUCAGAAGGCCAGGAUGCACUGUUACGCUGGCUUGGUGACACGGAGGCCACCCUGAGGGCAGAUGUGGACCUGAAGAAUACCCUGCAAGAGAAACGCAUGCAACUUCAAAAUCACAGGUCAUUACUACAAGAUGUAGGAUCACAUCAGCGUAUUGUAGACUCUGUGGUGGAGAAGGCGCAGGGUGUUCUCCAGUCCACCUCUAACUCAGACGUGGCAUCCUUUAUCAAAGACAUCAACUCGCGAUAUGAGAAUCUAGCUCAAACUGCAAAGGUGCAGAUACAGAAGUCCGACAAGGCCGUAAAGGACCACCAGGAUCAUCAUGAUGCCCUGCAGGCUGCAGUAGACUGGUUAACAUUGAUGAAAGACAGACUGAGCACCUGCUCUGAUACUGCCGGUGACAGGCACACCCUUCAGAACAAACUAGACAGGGUCAAGGAGUUAAUGAGUUCUCUGCCAGAAGGAGAGGCCAAGAUCCGAGCUUGUGAGCAGUGUACAGAGAGAGCCAUGGAAUCAACGGCCUUGAAAGGUCGCCAGAUGAUCCAGCAGGAGCUCGAUGUUCUCAAACUGGACUGGGAAGAUUACAGUAUCAAAAUGUCCUCCCUACAGGACAGUCUCGAUAAGGCUGUACGCCACUGGGGACAGUACGAUGAUCAAUAUGGAAUCAUAUCCCAGUGGAUUAAGGAAAUGGAAAGACGUAUCAAAGAGUUCCCGCUUAAAUCUACCCUAGAGGAGAAACAGGAUCAGUUGAAAAAAUACCAGGGAAUGCAACGUGAUACUGAAGAUUGGGAAGAUGUUAUUCUAGUGUUUUCACAAGUUGAAAAUGACUUGAUGCAGGAAAUCAAGUCACGUCAGAGGGAGGUUGACCUAUUUUCUGAUGAGUCGCAGACGUUACAACAGUUGACAGGGGAGACACGUGUGACGUCAUCUAUAUCUCAACUCACUUCAAGAUACCAGUCACUGCAACAAGCUGUCAAGGACAUACUGAAGAAGUGUGAACAGAAUGUUGCUGAUCACAAACAUUACAAAGAGAAAUCCCGAGACCUUGGUCAGUGGCUUACACGUGCCAAAGAAAAAUUUGCCAAUAAUGCAGACACUACUGGUACCAGGCAAGAACUGGAGGAAAGACUUGAAAGAAUACAGGAGUUGAUCAGUGAACGAGAUACUGGCUUUGCUAAGCUGAACCAGGCUAUAGAAGCUGGUGAAAAGUUAUACCCCAACACGGCAACAGACGGACGUGAAAAGGUUCGUCAGGAGCUACGUCAACAUAAACUAACAUGGGAAAGUCUGGCUGAUGACCUGUCUUCAGCACAGCGUAAACUUGAGGUUGCCCUUGUACAAUGGACAACCUUUGAUGACAGUUAUGGACAAGUUGAACAAUGGUUGCGAGAUGCUGAAGUUCAGCUAGAAGGUCAGGUACCACUAAGAUCAACUCUCGAGGAAAAGAAAUCUCAGCUGCAGAAUUUCAAAGUGCUGCAUCAGGAUGUGCUGUCAUACCAGCGUGUGAUAGACUCAGUUGAUGACAAGGCUCGAACCCUGGUACAGAGCAGCAGUGAUCCACAGCUGUCCAACUUUGUCUCCCAGACUGGUGCUAGAUAUACUAAGCUGUGUAGCCUGGCUAAGGAGCGUGUGACACAGUAUGAAGGAUUUGUGGCAGAUCAUCAGCAGUAUAAUGAUGCCUACAACCAGUGUAUCGAGUGGCUCAACAGUAUACGUGAGAAACUGUCACUGUGUGCCGACAUUGCCGGAGAUAGACAUACCAUACAGAACAGACUUGACAAAAUACAGUCAAUUGAUAGAGAAAUAUUGAAAAAAGACAUUCUUGCAACCAAGAUGGAAGGGGAGCCCAAAGUGAAGAACAUUGUGGCUCUAGCUGAGAAAGUUCUUCCAAACACAGCACCCCAGGGCAAGGACAGUGUUGUCAGGGAGACGGAGGCCUUGAGGGCAGACUGGGAAGCUUUUGUUACAGCUCUACAGAAGACAAAGAAAGACCUAGAGAGCUGUAUGGACCAGUGGAAGGAGUUUGAUUCUUGGUUUGAACGCUGCAGCAACUGGCUGAAGGAAGUUGAGAUGAGGGUCAAAGACACAGAACUGAAGGCCACUCUAAAAGACAAGCAGAACCAGCUGGACAGGUUGAGAAAACUACAGGAGGAGUUGAAUGCCAGACAAGGUGAUAUUGAUGCAUUGAGUGACUCUGCCCAGGACCUUGUCAGAAUCAGUACAGACACUAGAGUGAUCAGUCAGUCAUCACAACUGGCAACUAAAUAUCAGACUCUCAAAGUCAAUGUCAAGGAAUUAUGUCGACGCUGGGAGCAGUAUGUCUUAGACCACCAGGCAUAUGGUAGUUCAUUUGACCAAUGUAAAUCAUGGGUUGUCAGCAUGAGAAAGAAACUGCAGUCACAGAGUGACGUGAAGGGAGAUAGACGGUCUGUUCAGGAACGUAUUGAAAAACUUCAGGAUCUGAUGGCAGACAAGGAAGAAGGAAUGCACAUGCUCCAGAUCGCCCUUGACAACCUGCAGAUAGUUCUUCCCAACACGAAUGUCGCUGGUCGUGACAACAUGAGACGAGAGAUGCAGACAUUGCAGGCUGAAUAUGAUGCUCUCUCGGCUGAUCUCAACGACACAAGAAACAAACUUGACGGAACUCUGUCACAGUGGACGGUGUAUGAUGACAGUGUGGAACAGUUGAGGAGAUGGUUGAACGACCUUGAGAACCAACUACGCACCGAGACACAGUUACAGAAUACCCUGCAAGAGAAGAAACUGCAGUUAGAGAGAAUAAAGGUUCUACAGUUGAACAUAAACUCUCAGCAGUCAACCAUUGAUAACCUGAAUGAGAAAGCUCAGAAUUUACAGCAGAAAUCAAGCAGUGAUGCUGACCUCAAUGGACAGAUCCGACAGAUUGUAGAGAAAUAUAACAGACUCUGUGGGGAUGCUAAGGAUCUUCAGUUGAACUGUGAGCAAUACAUGAAGAAUCACCAGCAGUACAGAGACUCGUACAUGGACACGUCAGAGUGGCUGAGUACAACAGUUGACAAGAUGAAUGCAUGUAGUGAUGUACGUGGUGACAGAACAGCAAUUGAGGCUCAGUUACAGAAAGUCCUGGAUAUUCUUGGUACCCUGGAGACAGGUCGCCAGAAGCUUGAUGAUACUCUGGGUCGUGGAGAUGCUGUACUACCAGAAACAUCCAAUCAGGGACAAGAACUGAUCAGGGAGGAGCUGAACAUGCUCACCAAUGACUUUGAGCAGUUUGAUACUGACAUCAAUGAACUGCAAUCAAAUCUUGAGAGAUUACGAGAUGAGUGGUAUACAUAUGAAGAGGAGUAUGAUCAACUGAACCAGUGGAUCAAAGAUACCGAGACAGAGAUGAAAUCAGACUCUGAACUGAAAGCAACGCUCGAGGAAAAGAACAUACAACUGGAAAGACAUAAUGCUUUACAUGAGGAGGUUAGCAGUAAGCAGACAGACUUUGAUGGUCUCACUGAGCAUGCUCAGGUUCUCCUCCAAUCAACAACAGACAACAGAGUGACAUCACAACUGACACAGAUGAGCUCUAGAUAUACCACGCUCAUUGCCAUGUCUAAGGACUUUAUGAAGAGAUUUCACCAGCAUGUUGAAGACCACCAGCAGUAUGCCGAGACAUUUACUGAGGCUGUCACCUGGUUACAGGGGUCACGUGACAAACUGUCCGUCUGUGCUGAUACCUCGGGUGAUAAAUACACCAUACAGUCCCAGCUGGAAAAACUACAGGAGUUCACUGUAAUGAAAGAGGAAGGCCAGUUACUGAUCCAUACUGCCCAGUCCUGGGGAGAGAAGACGAUGAACAAUACCUCUGUUGAUGGUCGGGAAAUGAUACGUCAAGAACUACAACAACUACAGCAGGAAUGGGAUGUUAUGAUUGGUGAAGUUACAGACACUAAGGUGAUGUUAGAAAGUUGCCUGCUACAAUGGACUGACUUCAAUGACAGUUACGAACAAAUCCAGAAACGCCUUCGAGAAAUGGAAAAGCGUCUCCGAGGCAGCGACCCCAAGGUUGAUCUAGGGGAGAAAAAGGCAGAGCUCCAGAGAAUUAAGGGGAUCUACCAGGAUGUGGUAUCGUUUGAGCAGAUGGUUGAGUCGGCAGGUGUGAAGGCUCAGGACCUGAUGCAGAAGAGUCCAGCCAGCAAGGCCUCCACCGAUACCUCACAGAUCAUCAACAAAUACCACCAGCUCAAAGAUCUUGCUAUGGAUAUGUUGGCAAGAGCAGAGAUGAAUGUUGCCCAGCACACAGCUUAUCAUGAUGCUUGCAACAAUUUUGUAUCCUGGCUAAGAUAUGCUCGUGAGAAACUGGCCACCUGCUCUGAUACUUUUGGAGAGAAAUCUGCAAUUCAGGGAAAAAUUGAGAGAGCUGCAGCCCUAGUUGAAGGACUGAAUGAAGGAUCUCAGCGAUUGGCUGAAGCUACCAAAGCAGGGGAGGGCACUCUGCCAAACACAUCACCAUCAGGACAGACAAAGAUACGCCAAGAGAUUAAAUCAAUGAACAAAGACUUCGAGGAAUUCCGUGCAGAGCUGAUGUCUGCCCAGGAAGACCUUGAGGAAUGCCUGACGAGAUGGACAGAGUUCGAGGAUGGUUAUCUCCACUUUAACAACUGGUUGAAGGAAACAGAGACAUAUCUCAGGUCAGAGCUGGAGUUCAAGGCCAAAUUGGAGGAGAAAAAGAAACAUUGGGAACAGUAUCAGGCAUUUACUGAAGAGAUCCAGUAUAAACAAGCAGAGCUAGACCAUGUCAAUGAGAAAGCUCAGUCGUUACUACAGACCAAUGCUGAUGCUAAAACCUCACACGCUAUAACACAACUAACAACAAGAUACCAGGGGGUCAUUGCACUCUCUAAGGAUAUUGUGAAGAACUUAGCCAACUACUACAACAACCACCUGCAUUACUCAGAUGCUCAUACUGAGUUCUCUAAUUGGUUGUCAGAGACCAAGCUUCACCUUCAGACUAUACAUAGAACAGCUGGUUCCAAGGAAGAUGUGGGCUCUAAACUUGAAAAUAUGGCUGAAAUGCAGGCAGCUAUGGACCAGGGACACAAUUUUCUCAGACAAGUGCUUGAAUGUUCCGAGAAAACAUUACCUAACACAAAUACUCGAGGAUGUCAGGUGAUCAGGCACGAGUGUGAGACAGCGAAGUCAGAGUAUGAGAACUUGCUUACAGACACUUCACAAGCCAAGCGUAGCCUUGAGUCAGCACUUUCUCAAUGGGGUGACUUUGACCGCUCCUUCGAACAGUUUCAUAUUUGGUUGUCUGCCAUGGAAUCAAAGGUGAAUUCUGACCCAGGAUUUAAAACUGACCUGCCAGAGAAAAGAUCCAGUUUGGAAAAAUACAAGGCCCUGCAGGCAGAUUGUUUGGCUCAUCGUGAACUAUUGGAGCGCUUGGAGGAGAAGGCUGCUAAUGUAAAUGAUGCCCAUCCUCAGUCUCGCGUGCUUGACCUCAGGUCACGCUAUGCAGGUGUUACUGCUGCAAUGAAAGAACUUGUGUCCCGACUUGACGGUCAAGUAUCUAGUCAUGAAGAAUACCGCAAAUCAUACAUCUGCUGUCUCGACUGGAUGGCAAACACAAGACACCGACUGCAGAGACUGAGCGACUUCUCUGGUGACAGGAGAACUUUGCAAGAUAGACUUCAGCAACUGAAGGAAUUUAAAGGUGAAAUGCGACAAGGCCAGGACAUGGUGAACAAUGCUACACAGCUGGGUGAGCGCGUCUGUCAUACCACUGCUCCACGUGGACAAGACGCUAUCCACAAGGAAAUCCAAACACUCAAAGAUGAUUGGUCAAGCUUCUCUGCUGCAGUGAAUGAAGUAGAGUCAAACUUGGAGUCAUGUAUAGGAAACUGGGUCGAGAUGGAUGAUGCUUUAUCAGGAUUCACACACUGGAUGGAGAAAAUGGAAAGACAGAUGAAGAAUUUGAAUGACAGUAAAUCAGAUAGUUCCAGGAAAGAGAGGUUGUUCAGGGAGGCAGAGGAUCUGCUUAGUGAAGUAGUUAAUAAGAAAUCUUCUCUCGAGCUUGUGAGGGAGAAGGGUGAAGCUGUUGCUCAGCGUAGUACAGAUCCUAGACUCUCCAACAACAUGAUGCAGCUUGCAACCAGGUACCAGGCUCUCGUCUCAGGAGCUAAGAACCUUGUGUCUCAGCUCAGUGAGAAUGCCAGGGAUCAUAAGGAAUAUAAUGAUGCCUUUGAUGCUGCCACAAAAUGGUUGGCUGCCAUGGAGGAACGUGUACAAGAUUGUAACGAUACUGCUGGUGAUUGGCAUACACUGCAAGACCGAAUGGAUGCCAUUAAGAAUAUAACGGCGUGUAUGGAUGAAGGAUUACAGAAGGUAAACCGUGUAUGUGAUUUGGCUGAGAAAAUACUUCCAAACACCUCGUCAGAGGGUAAACGCCUCAUAGAACAACAAGUUACAGAACUCACCAAUGAAUGGGAGAAACUCAAUAUGUCAAUUACAGACUGCAAUGCCAUGCUUGAGGGUGUACAGGAGCGCUGGAAUGACUAUGAAGAGUACUAUGGCAGCCUGGUCAAGUGGCUGGCUGACAUGGAGAAUACUCUAGGCAUGGACCCAGAACCUAAACCCUCGCUGGUUGAGAAGAAAACACAAUUAGACAAAUACAAGUUGAUGAUGAGUGAUAUUGAGAACCACCAGAGAAUGGUGAAUGAGUUAGCUGAAAGAGUGGCAAAUCUUGAGGCACUCAGUGAAAACCCAGAAAUUACCGAUUCCUUACAAGACGUACAGAACAGAUAUGACAGAGUGCGAAAUAGAUGCAGGGAGCUUGUCAACAAGCUGGACCGCAGUUACCAGGAACAUUUUGGUUUCCAUGAAGCCCAGCAGGAGAGUGAGAAAUGGUUGUUGCAGACGUCAUUCCGUCUGAUGAACCAUAACUCCUUGAACUGUAGCACCAUGGAACUGACAAACAGGCAGCUUGAAAAACAUAGGAUUCUGCUUAGAGAAAUUGAAGAGUACCGUACUGUACUAGAUAGAGUAAACCUGAAAGGACGUAGACUAAUUGACAACAAUGCUCGGACACCAAGGCUUGCUGAACAAAUGCAGGCACAAUUACAGAACCUGGAAGAAAGUUACAUAAAUCUACAGAAAACAGCAGAACAAAUACGAGAUCGCCUAAAUGAUGUACUGAAGCGGUGGCAAGAGUAUCGCGGAAAUCUGGAGACAACGGACCGUUUCUUGAAGGAGGAGUUCCCUCACUGGCUGAAGGAGACGGACAGCGAUAUACCAGACAGUAAAAAUGAUGCCCAGAGAAAAGUGGAAGGAGUUAAGGGCAUGAUGGACAGACUGACCACAAUGAGGCAGGAUAUUGACAGUUGCGCACAGCGGUGUGAGAACCUUGGCAGUGUCGACAACCUUGACGAGACUGACUUACCAGAAAAUACACCAAUAUAUCAGCUGGCUGAACAAGUCAACACAGAUCUUCAACAGGCAACUGGCGAGGUUGAACGUCGCUUGAACCAACUACGAGACAAUAUGCAGCAGUGGGAUUCAGUUGAUAGAAUGAGGGUUGACUUGAGGGCAUGGCUUCAUGACAUGCAAGAAGAGGUAGAUGAACUGGAGAAACAACCAUCAAAACUCCAUGCAGAGGCAUGCGAAGUUGACAUAAGCAAGCUACAAGGCAUUAGAGAAGAGGUGCAAGCAAGAGGUCCUGCAGUUGAAGGCCUUUUGGCACGCUAUAGAGAACUGACCCAACAUAAUCCUGACCUCCAAGACCCUGUUGUAAAAGCUGUCAAAGAUGAUUGGGAAGAACUGCUUGGACAAAUUGAAAACUUGAUAGAAGAUAGAGAGCAAGCACUACAAGCUGCCAAGGAGCUCCAAGCCCGGGAAAAUGAGAUGGAUGAUGACCUUGAGAAUUACAUCAACGAGUUGGAGAAGAUAGAAUCAGCUGAUGUGGCAACCACUCAGAAAGCAGCUAUGAUGAAGACUUUGCAGAAAGACAUUGAAGCUUAUGAAACCAAGGUUGAUGAACUAAGGAACCAAGGCAGUGAAGUUACAAAACGAGUCAACCCCCUUGACAAGGAGCUGGUUGAAGACCAAAUCAAAAAAUAUAAAUCAGUUGCAAAAAGAAAGAAAUCAAGGAAACGAGAGAAGAAGUUUGGCGAUGUCAAAGCAAAAUCUGAGCGGGCACAGAAAGGUUUUGAAGUACUGGAACUUGACUUGGAGGAAAUCCAGGGAAAAGUUGACCAGUAUGUGGCCUGGUUGAAGAAGAAAGAGGAGCAGAUACAACUGACCCGACCCCAGGGGUACCAAGUUAGUGAGGCAGAGGCAAACAUGCACUACAUCAAUGGUUUGUGCUCCGAACUUGAAAACCGACAGUUCACCCUGGACACAGUAAACAAGAAGGUUGAAUCUGUUCUCCCAGAUCUUACACCUAAAGACCGCGAGGAGAUGGAGAAUUCCAUUAAAUCAUUGAGUACAGAACAUAACCGGGUGUAUGGUGUGGCUGUACAGCAGAAAAACGUGCUGGCCAAGGCCCUGAAUGCACGGGAAGUGUUCCAGGUUGGGCUCGACAGGGUUAACCUCUGGUUGGAGGAUAAAGAGCAGAAAAUUACAAAGCUUGAGAGACACAGAUUGCUGGCAAAUGAUGUUGAGAAACAAAUGGAAAAAGCAAAGCCAACAAUGUUGGGUGUAAAGAGUUUGAUGUUGGAGAUAGAGAAAUAUGAGCCGAACAUUGAGCAGGUGGGGUCACGAGUCCAAACCUUGCAGCAAGACUGUAACCCAGAGCAGUGUACUGAACUAGAUGAGAAACUAACAGAUGUUCAGAAGAAAUUCUCAGAUCUAAAACAGCACAUGACAAUUGUACAUGAGAAACUGCAGACCGGACUUGCGGCAAGGAAGGUGCACGAGGGUGACCUUCAGAAACUGGAGCGCUGGUGUAAGGAGGCGGACAUGAAGUGUGCAGUAGAACCGUCUCUGGAUUGCGCCACAGAAAUUCUUGAGGAACAAUACAAACAGUAUAAGACAUUGGACACAAGUGCCCGUAUGUUUGAAUCUCUCCUGAAUGAGAUAGAGGAUCGGGCUCAGGGCUUCCUCCCUUUCCUAACUGAAGCAGACACCAUGACAAUGCAGCAGACAACAAAAGCUGCACAUGAGAAAUUUGACAGAUUAUCAAAGACUAUCAAGGACAGAGUCAAGUCCCUUGAUGAAGCUCUUCAAACAAGAGACCAGGUUGGUGAUGGUAUCCAAGAGGCCAAUAAUUGGAUAGCUGGUAUUCAGGAUGACUUGAGGCAGAUUACACGUACAGUUGGGCCCACUGUGAAUGAUGCCGAGGAUGUUCUUAAACAAUAUGAGAAUGUUGCUGAGAAGUUGGCCAAUUACCAGCCAGCUAUUGCACAACUUAACCAGGCAGUCGAGAGACUACGUAAUCUAGGUCAGCACACUGAAGCAGAAGAGAUAUUGCGCAUUACAUCACAAUAUGAAAUGCUUGGUGACCAAGUAAGUCAGCAGACAAAGAAAUGUCAGCAGGCCGUAUCGUCACGGCAACAACUUGAAGACCAGAUGAAAGAUAUUGACAACCUGGUGAAGGAAUGUGAAGAUUCUACUGACUCGGUUAUUGGUUUACAAGUUCCUGUUCCAGAAAAGAUUGAAAAAUUAAAGGCUGUAUCAGCAAAACUUCAAUCUGCUGGUCCCAUGCUCUUUGCAAUGGGGGAUAGGGCCCAGCAGAUAGGGAUAGAGGGAACCAGCACUGAUGCACAGGCUGUGUCUAAUAUGACGGAUGACAUCAAGGCUCGGGUGGAUGACCUGAAGAAGAUUGCGGACAGGAAAACAAAACAGUGUGAAUCCAUUCAGAGAAAUCGUGAAGAUUUUGAAAGUUUUGUUAACGAGACAAUGAACUGGCUUGAUACUAAAGAGGAGAUGCUGGCCUCUUGUACAUCCCUUGACCUUGACCCACAAAAGGUCAAAUCAUCUCUACAAAAACAUCAGGAAUUGAAGAAGGAGUUUACAGAUAGGCUUUUACAAAUACGAGGCCGUGCAGAGACACUUGCGAGAGAUGCACUGGACAAAUUGGACACAAUAAAAAUGAAAGCUGAAGUGGAGAAAUCUCACUACAAGAACAUGGAUGAACCAAUCCCUGAUCAACUCACAGAAAAACUUGAACAAAUUGACACUUUGGAAGACAGUAUAAAAGGUGCCAUUGCUAAGAAGGAACAGUAUUUAGUGGAGGCAUCUGCUGACAGAAUGCAGCUUGAAGUAUCUAUGAAGCAGAUCACUGAUUGGAUACAAGGAGCUGAGGAACUACUAGACUCUGGAUAUGAGGGGCUCGACUAUGAUACGCUUAAUGAUACCAUCAGUGAACAUAAGGACUAUUUCUCUGAAGCCAGCAUGUGUCAGGAUGAGAUGGAACAGGUCAUGGAAUUAUCUGAACGUCUGUUACCAACACUUGAUAUGAAUGACACAGAAACCUUGAGACAAUCCCUGAAAAAUACCAGUCAGAAACUGGCAAACAUCAUGGCAUCCUCACAGAGACAGCAGUCAAAUAUGGAGAAAAAGGCACAAGAAUGGAAUGAAUAUCAGGACCUUGUACUGCAGGUGACCUCUGACCUACACCUAUUGGAAGAUGAAUGGGAGGCCCUGGAUAGUGUUCCACUAAAUACACCUUCCAAUAUAAACAAGCAUCUGCAAGAAACAAAACAAUUUAUUGAGAAGGCUGAGAGUCUGCGACCCGCCAUAUCUGAAAUCAAUGACAGAUCACAUGACCUUGAUCGUGGGGCAACUGAGAAGAGUAAAUUGUUCAUUCAUGGUCUGCUGGCAGAAGUGAAUGAGCGAUGGAAGAACCUCGUUUCUAAAACAGAAGGAAAACAAAUGUCAUUACAGGAUCUAGAAGCCCAUUAUGAAGACUACACUAACCUGCUGGGUACAGUGGACCAGAUAUUAGAUCAAGCGGAGGCUAAACUGCCCUCACCUGUUGACCUGGAUGAGGUCAAAUGUCCAGAACUUGUUGCUCAGCUAGACAGAACCCAGGAGUUACUGGAAUUGCUGGAAGUAGCAGAACCUAAGAUUACAGCACUGAAGAAAUGUGCACACCAACUACAGAAGAACCUUCCUACUGCCGAGGCCAAAGUUCAGUCACAGGAUAUCGUGAUGGCAAUGCUGGAAAAAUAUGAAAGGAUUGGUGACAGUGCCAAUGAACAUAAACAGUUACUGCAGGAAGAGAUAGAUGAUAGAGAAGGUUUUAACACAGAAGCGAAGCAGACGGUCGAGUGGCUGACAGAAACCAAGGUAGAGCUGACACAGUUAGCUCCCUGUAUGGAGGAACCUACUGCCAUGGAGAAAAUUGAGAAAUUAAAGUUAUCAGAACAAGAGAUUGCAAUCCGAAUGGAACAGAUGAGACAUAUGGCACAGUUACACGAGACCAAGUUCAGAUCUCAAGGUCGUGCUGUUCCUAAAGAGCUCCAGGAACAAUAUUCCGUCAUGGCUGCCUUGGAACAGGAAGUCAAUGCUACCAUGGCAACCAAAGAGGAGGAGCUUCUUCACUUGAAGGCAGAUCGUCAUGCCUACAGUACAGAACUGAAGUUGGUGACCACAUGGCUGUCUCAAGCACAGGAACAACUACAAGACAGAGUUAUAGACAUCCCAGAAGCUAUUUAUAGACAUGAGGAGUUACUUGGUGAGUUUGAUCCUUUCAAGAAGAAGUUAGAUACUCUCCGAACCAAAGGAAGUGACCUGAUCAAGCACACAUCUGACCCUGUAGAGAAACAGACAGUACAGAAAGCUCUAGCUGACACUAACAGAUCCUGGUCUGCAGUGCAAAGCAAGGCUGGAGAGAAGACAAGACAACUUAAGGAGGCAGAGGAACUCUCUAAAGGUUUUAACGAGACUUCUGAAGCUAUAGAGAGAUGGUUAGGACAGUCAGAAGCUCAGAUUGCUGUAGAACCAACCUGGGUUGACUUUGAUAGAGUCAGAGACCAACUCAAAUCUAAUAAGAAGCUUUUAAAGGAAUCAGAGCAGCAGCAGAAGAAACUUGGUCAUCUAAAUGCUUUAGUGAAACAAAUGGAGCCUCUGUGUGAAACAGUUCCUCAAAUGGAGAAGCUUGCUGAUCUCAGUCACAAGAUGUUUGAUGUUAGAGCUAGGACCACAGACAAGGUGAAUGACCUGGAAGAUGUGAAUGAGCAGAUAGAAGAGUAUGAAGUGGAGCUGGCAGACAUUAAACAAUGGAUGGAGAAAACAAGAGCUCACCUCACCAUGAGAGAUGAUACAUUGACACUGAAAGAUCAGCUACACAUGCAAGAGAACUUAAUUAGUGACAUAGAGAGUCACAAGGGGAAAGCACUCUAUGUUUUAGAAAAGCAUGCAGAACUUCAUGCAGCUGUUGGAGAGGAAUCAAGACUUCAUAACACCAAUCUUGCUGCAGAAAUCAACGCUCUUCUUGAUCAGGCUCGUACAGAUCGUGACGAACUACGUGAGGCGGUGGCGCAACAAGAUCGUUACGAGGCAGAAUUACGAUCACUGUCUUCAUCAAUUACAGAUGCCCAGGAGCAACUUCUUGGCUCUCCAAUUCUAGCAAGCAGUGUUGAUGAUUUAAAGGCACAGAUCACAGAGCGCAAUGAAUUAGCUCAGCAAAUUAAAGUUUACCAGGCUAGAAUCAAUGAAAUAAGUGAAAAAAGUCACUAUUUAGCAGAGAGGAGUGCUGACCUGGGACCCCUUUGUGCAAGAAAACUUUAUCAUACUGGAGAUCGUGAGACUCGUGUCCUUGACCUGGUCAACACUUUAAAUGCUCCUCUCGAACCUUAUGUUUCACCACUAGCAUCACCAGGGUCACCAGACCACAGUAUAAAAUAUCAGUAUCAAAAUCCCCUGAAACUAUUCAAAGAUGGACUUGGACCUUUUGAAGCAUUGGUUGCUGAUAGUAUCCCAGGGAUACCAUGGAAUGACACUACUGAACCACCUCACAGAGAAUCCACUAACAAUGAUAUACUGUCAGAAAGUCCUGGCAAAUUUUUGCCAAAACAAUCUGAAAGGAUUAAACCUGUUGUUGAUAUCAAAAACAUGUCAUCUCCAAAUUUAUCAAAAACUGACUCCUCAGCUAGGUUCAAGGCUGGAUCAACUCCAGAUGUUACUAGGAUACAUCCAGGUGUAAGAUUGUCAUCAGGAGGUCCACAUCUAUCACAGUCCCACAUUGAGAAGGAACAAACACAGUUUGAUAGUGGUGUGAAUAUCUCUUCUCCAGCUUCUAGAAGUUCAGCUAGAACUUUGUCAGAAGGUCGACAGCCAUUUUCUGAUAUAUCGCUUCCAGAUAGUGAAACGAUGGAAUUAUCUAUAGAAAUACCAGGAACUUACAGUAUGCCUCCAAAGAGAAGUCAUAGUACAGACAGGGAGAGUAAGGGACAACCUAAAUCAAAGUCUCUCCGGUCUUCUAAUGACAUGAGUGACAUUGGAAGUGUGAAAUCUGGUAGUUCAGAUGAACCAAGAUCCAGUACCUCAAGACAAACUGAUUCUGAAGGUGGUGACACUGCCUCAUUAACUUCCCAUCCAAUGACAGCAUCACCAUCAUCUUCAUUGACCAACCAGAUAAUUCCUUCACCUAGGUCAGGUGACAGGAAACAGCCAAUGACUUUUAUUGAUAAUAUAAAUGAUGAUUCAAUAUCAAAAGAAGAAAUUCCUGAGGAGAUGUUAGAACUGAAACAAAGGAAAGCUGAGGCUCUUUCACCAUAUAAACCUAGAUCUAAGUAUUUAGCAUCAAAACUUGGUUUUGUUGACAAAGAGAGUGACAGUGAUAAAGAUCUAACUAGAAAAUCAUUUGACAGCCUUGCAAAUGACUUCAACACAGAACAAGUAAGUAAAACUGAUAAUGGUUCCUCUAGUUAUACAGAUAAACCAUGGAAAGUGAAAGGAGACAGGCCUAAAACUACUAGAGGUCCAGUAAAGGGAGAGCACUCUAUUGGAGUCAGUUCUGAUUUAAAUGUACCUGAAGUUGAACCAAAAUUCAUGUCUGAGAGAGAAAGUAGAAAGUCAUACAGACCAAGAUCACCAUCACCUUUGACCUUACCACCUUCUUCAAGGUCACAUUAUGACCUUUUAAAACCAUCUAGGACAAAAGAAGGAAAUGCUCUGAAGGCAAACUCAAUGGAUAAGAUAAGGGGUCACAGGUCUUUAUCACCGAAGCAUGAAGAUAGAAAAGGUUUAAGGUCAAGGCAAGAGGAUAAAGAUGAUCAGUAUUCAGGUCCACUUUCAAAGUCCUUGACCUCUGCACAGAUAAGGUCAAUGGGUUCAAAGGGCAGCAGCACUAACAAAGAUACGCUUGGCAUAUCUAACAAGGGAGCAUGGGAUCCGGAUUUAUCACGGAGUGUGCCAAGCUUGCUAGAUCCACAUCUCCGAGGGUUACGGGAUCGCAGUUCAUCUUUUGGGUCAAGGUCACGCCUUGGAGGUUCAGGGUCAUUACUAGGGUCACAUAGUGCAUCUCGCAGCUCUAAGUUUGAUGACCUUAGCUCUUCAUGGCAAAAUUUACAGAAGCAGCUUGGCACAAAGGAGCGUGAGCUUCAGUUGGCACUACAGAAACAAGAACGGUACCAGUCUACGGUCCAGGAUGUGACUGCACGUAUGGAACGAGUUCAACAGAAGCUGGCUAGUCUUGGGACGUCUCCCUUUAAGAAUCUUGAACAACAAAUCAAAGAUCAGAAGGAGGCUGAACAAGAGAUAGAAUGCUUAAGAGAGGACAUUGUGCGUGUGAAGGAACGUGGACGUCAGAUAAUGGAGUCUGCAGAUCCAGAGGGGUAUCAAGCCAUGCAGGCAACACUGGCCAUGUUAACAGACAAGAUAGAUAAUCUUCAGGCUAUGGCAGACGACAAGGCUAAAACUCUUCAGAAUGCAAUGAAAGGUAAAGAGCGACACAAGGUAGCUCUAGGUGCAUACAAGAAACAUGUGAAGGAAAUUGAGGACUGGAUGGAUGAGAUGAAGGUACGAGCGGCAGCGACACCACUAGCAACAGACACUGUGGGAACUCUGCAGCAACAGCUCCAAGAAAACAAGGAUCUUCAGAAUGAGUUGAACCGUCGUCUGCAGCAUGUUGCUGACCUUGCCAUUCAGUGUGACAAUCUGUGUGAACUGGAGACCCCAGAAGAGGCUGACAAACUUCGCUCUCAACUUGCCACUUUACAACAAAACCUUGGAAAUCUCAAACUAGCUGCCAUAGAAAAACAAGCACCACUACGAACAGCAAUCAAAGAAAGUGAGAAGAGAACUAGGGAAAUGGAUGAUUAUGAAAAGAAUGUGAAGAACUUGCAGAAAUGGAUCACAGAUACAAAGUCACUCGCUCAAGCUCCUCUGGUUGCAGAAGAUGCCACUAUGGUUUCCAUGACACCACGAGAAAAACAAGAACUUCAGCAGCAACUGCAAACUGACCUGUUCCAGCAUAGGAAUUUGGUGCACCAGUUGAGUACAGAGAUGAAGGCAUGGGAACCUCAACGACCAACAAGGGACACAACUGCAUUUACUCCCUUGAGUGAGGAGGCCCUUCAACCUCGUUGGGAGGCCCUGUCUAGAGAGCUAGAAGAGAAAAGAGAAAAUCUUGACGAUCUAAUUAGAAAGACAGAUGACCUGAUUGGACCAAAGAAGUAUGGUCGUCGUAGCUAUGGAACUGAUGGGUCACCCAAACUCACUGAUGUUAGACGGCACCUAGGUGCACUGAAUGACCUCUGGAAACAGUUACAGGUACAGGUUGAUGACAAACAGAUACGUCUGGAGAAGGUGCUUGAAUUCCAGCAGCGGUACCAAGAUGCCUUACACAAGGUGUCCAGCUGGCUGGAUCUUGCUGAGCAAAAGCUCUUUGCUCCAGACUCUACAAUGAACUCUGAGGAAAAGGUCAAGGAAAAUGAGGACAUACAGAGAGAGAUUCGCUCCCUGCAAGGUGAGAUUCACUCCAUGGGUCGUGCAGCACAGGAACUUCUAGCUGUUACCAAUGCUGACAGUCAUGACCUGAUCAGACAGAGUCUGGCCAACCUAAACAACAGAGUUCAAACCCUUGAGUCACAGGCCAGGGAGCAGGGAGAUAAACUGAGAGCUGUAGAUAGAAACUACAAGUCUUAUAAGGAUGAGGUACAGAAUCUAGAAACCAAGAUGCUUGAGACCCGUGACAUGAUGGCCAGCCCAACACUGAGUGCACCCAUCAGUCAGCAGAUGGAUAAAAUGCAGGAUGCUAUUGGCUAUGAGCAGAAAAUUGAGGGUCAGAUGAAGAAAUGUGAGACACAACUGGAGGGUGUCAAGAAACGUCAGUCAGAGUUGUCCUCCAUGGACCCAGAGAUUAUCUCCCCUUAUGAAAUGGAAUCUUUACAGUCCAACUUUAUGGAUCUCCAAAGAAAGGUAAUGGAGAAGAAAGCAACUUUACAAGAAUCUGUGUCAGUCCAGGAGCAGUAUGAAAAGCUUCUACAGGACUAUGCUGACUUCCUGGAAACAGCAGACGAGAAAUUGAAGACAGAACAAAUCUCCGCCAGAGAUCUAGAUCAUCUUAAACAACAACUCAUUGCUCAUAAAGAUUUCUUCAGUGACCUUGAAGUUCACCGUGCCAUGUUAGAUUCUCUUGUUGCUCAGUGUGACAAGGCAACUAAACAGAAACAUCUUCCACAGCAUACAAGACUCAGUAACCUCACGUACGUCCUUCAAGACAAGGCCAGUCUCCAUGGGCAACGUCUUGAUCGUCUCACCCGACAGUGGGCGGAGAUGGAGGAAAAAUUCAACCAAUUGCAGCGCUUCUUACAUGACAUUGAAACUCAGAUACCUAAACCAAUAGCAAAUGAGGACACUUUACAAACAAUUCAGAAUAAAAUAACAACUUAUCAGAGAUUACAGAGGGAAUUAGGUGAAGAAAAACCAGCAGUAUUCCAGGUGGUUGAUAAAGGGAAACAACUCUUGCAUAGUGUUAAUUGUCCAGCAUUAGAAAUGUUAGUCACAGACGUUGCUGAAAAAUGGGUGGAUUUGAAUACAGAAUUGUCACAUGAAUUGAAAAGAUCUCAGUCCCUGGGUGAACAGUUACAUGUAUUUGAAGCAGAGGCAGCUAUACUUAAAUCUUGGCUUACUGCCGCUAGAUCAAAACUUAAUGGAAUUAAACAGCUUUCCUCCAGUGACCUAAAGAGUAUUGCUACUGUCAGAGGAAAAAUAGAUAAAAUAUUGGAAUUCCGCAAGGAGGUAGAAAACCAACUUCCCUUAAAGGAGAAGGUACUCUCCAUUGGCAACCAGUUGCAACAGAGUCAGGUAUACCAGACUUCCGACCUGGAGGAGAGAAUGAGAUAUCUAGAACAUGAAUGGGCUCACCUAGAGCAUGAUAUCAACAACAGUGAGGAGUACCUGCACCAGGCACAGAUGGAUCUGAUGCCAUCGAGACAGGCUCUCGGAGAACUCAAUGCUUGGCUUACAGAGAUUGAGGAGACCUUACAGGAAGAGAAGAACAAACCGCUGAAGAACCUGGCAGAUAUGGAAGUACUUCUCAAGAAAUACAAGUCCUACAAGAUAGAUCUGUCCAGUAAACAACUUACUGUUGAUUUUGUCAACCAAGAUGUCUUACAACCAAAGGAUGAAUUUGAAGGUCCACCACCAGCUGAAAGAAAUGAGUUUUCAGAACGACUAGGCAUGCUAAAUGGUCGGUGGAAAGACGUUAGCAAACAUGUAUCUGAUCGAUUAAAAUCCCUUGAGGCCAUUCACAACAAAUGGGAUGAGUUUGAAAAAGCUGUCGCUCGUUUUAUUGCCUGGUUCCAUGAACAAGAAGAUAAAUUGAAGAAAUAUCGCCUGAUAGGUCAUGAAGUCAGUGUGCGGCAGACACUCAAAGAUGUCAAGGUAUUGCAGACGACACUGAAAGCAAAACAAAUAGAGAUGAACCAGAUCAAGGAGCAUGGUGAGGUAUUGGUACAGUUGAGUGAGGACUCCCCACAAGUCAGACAUUGUAUACAGACCAGUCUCAAUAACGUUGAUGAACAAAAGAAAAAACUGGAUGUAAAUGUCCAACAGGUUCAUAAGUUACUGGAGGAUAUUUUGGCGCAGUGGGACAGUUUCCAUGGUGAGUUACAGGUUGUCAACCAGACACUGGCAGAGACUGAGUACUGUCUACAGCGUUACAAUCUUGUUGGUGGUGACAUAGCAACACUGAAAAUACAGGUGGAAAAAUUAGAGGGCUUGAUGGGAGACAUGGAAAGACAUGUUUCUCGCUAUGAGAAAUUCUCCAGCCUUGCAACCCGUUUAUCACAAGUAUGUGAACCAUCAACCAGACAGGAAAUUAAGAAGACUCAGUCUGACACCCAGAGAAGAUGGCAGGAAGUCUUCAAUGAAUUGCGGUCCAGGACAGAAAUGUUCCGUGCAUGUCUACAGCAGUGGUUGAGUUAUGAGGAUGAGUAUAAUUCAGCAAAGGUUUGGCUGGAUGCCAAAGAAAAACUUUGUGAUGAGUUAUUGUACGGGAAAGAACCAAGGACGAGACGGGAUGCAAACCUGAAAAACUGCCAGACACUGCAGAGAGAACUUGAUCAUUUCCAGUCCCAACUUGCCAACUUAUAUAGAAUGGGUGAAGAUGUCACCAAAAACAUGGACCCUUCAUCAAUAGUCAACAUCACUUCAAAACUCUCAGGACUUGAGCAACGUCUGCUCACAUUGCGACAGAAGCUUGCAAAACAUGUUCAGGGUCUCCAAGGAGAUAUGUCUCAACAGAGACGAUUCCAGGAAGCUUUUGACAAUGUGAAAGCCUUUGUUUCUCAGGCACAGAGGAUUCUCGGUAUGGAAGACCCUAACAGAUCAGCAGACGAAAAAGUACUUAGUGACCGUUUAGAACAUCUCAAGGAACUUUGUGCUCAGUUUAAUGACAAUUCUGCUAACCUUGAUUCACUGAAUGACCUUGGUUACAGGCUCGCACUGAAUGAGACCGCUGCUGCUGAUUUGCAGGAUUUGAAUCAUAAAUGGCAUGAAUUGUUUGCAGAGACCAAGGAAAGGUGCAAAACACUACAAGGUAUGCUCCUUGUACAACAGGACUUCCAGUCUAAAUGUGAUACAUGGAUGACCUUCUUGGCUCAAACUGAGGCUGACCUCUCCACAGAGAUUGCAGGAAAUCUAAUUGACCUGCUAGCACAACAGAAGAAAUGUGAGAAAUUUGAGGCUGAGAUGUACAGCAGACAGCAGAUUCUCCAUGCCAUUAUCAGUGAUGGUCAGACAAUGAUGAAUGAAGGUGACAUUGAAAACAAGGAGGAAUUCCAGCAAAAGCUUAUUCUAUUGGCUAACCAGUGGCAGAGUGUGGUGAGGAGAGCCAAUCAGAGAAAAGCUAUCAUAGAUUCCACCAUCAAACAAUGGCAGAGCUUUAAUGACAUGUCAGAGAAGUUGAGAGAAUGGCUGCAGGAGAAAGAGGAGGGACUUCAGGUCUUCAACUUUGACACUGCCUCAUUACAGAAAGUCAAAAGUCUUGUUGAAAAAGCAAAGAACACACAGAAUGAAUUCAAACUUCAAGAGGACCUCUUCAAGAACAUGAAUACCCAAGGGAAGCAACUCUUGCAGAGAGCAGACAACAAAGCUCAGGAAGAAAUCAAAGUCAGCAUGGCUCAAGUGCAGCAACACUGGCACCAGAUAUUUGUGAAAAUAGAUGGUGAACGUGAAAAACUUGAAGGUGUGCUCAAACAAUGGCGGGAAUGUGAGGACGACAUUGAGGAGAUUCUGACCUGGCUCAAGGACACAAGAAAAUCAUUGACUGGUUCUUUACCACAUGCUUAUGAAGAGCUGCAAGCAGACAUGCAUAAAUGCAAAGACAUUGAUACAGCAUUUGCCAAUGCGGAACCCAAACGUCAGUCACUUCUUGCCAAUGAAAAAGCUCUUUCCAAAACCAUCGAACCGGAGGACCUGAAUGUGCUUCACCAGAGGAUUCGUCUGCUGAACAAACAGUGGGACGAGCUGCGUAACCAGGCCAGUCUACGUGCACAACGUAUUGAUGACACCAUGUUCCGAUGGUCAAACUUCAGUCAGAAGUUCAAGGAGUUAUGUGACUGGAUAGACAGAAUGGAGGUCAAGGUCAUAUCCAGUAAAGACUUCCAUAUUGAAGAUCUUCUCAACCGAAUGGAAAAGGACUUUAAGAGUGAGAUGGCAGACAAAGAGAAGAGCAAGAAUGACCUUGUAUCUCAAGGUCAUGCCCUUAUGAAGAUCAGCAGUGAGGUCAGAGCCAGUGAUAUAGAACAAAAGGUCAUUAGGCUUGAAGAUAAAUGGGAACAUCUGAAAGCUGUCAUACAGUUCAGGCAGCGGAAGUUACAGGAGACACUGCUAGCAGUACAACAACUGGAUGUUAGCAUGAGUAACUUAAGGAAAUGGCUCGCUAACAUGGAGGAUAAUUUAUCUGCCCCUGUUGUCUACCAGGAGUGUGAACGGAAAGAAAUACAGAAAAAACUACAACACCAAAGUGAUCUACAACAUGACAUUGAACGUCACAGUCCAGGUGUGGGAUCUGUUCUCAACCUUUGUGAGGUCUUACUGCAUGACUCGGAUGCAUGUCCAACUGAUGUAGAGUUCAACGGACUUCAGACUGCCAUGAAGAAUCUAGAGCGACGCUGGCGGGGAAUAUGUCAGCUUGCCCCAGAGCAAAGAUCAAGGAUUGAAGAGACCUGGCAGUUAUGGCAGAAGUUGAUAGAUGACUGCAGGGACUUUGGUGAUUGGCUGAAGGGCAUGGAAUCAGAGGUCACUGAGGUCACAGCCGACCAAUUAAAUGUGAGCACCUCUAGUGAAGAGUACAGCAGAUGUGAGUCUGUGCAAAGAAAGAUACUUGAAAAUCUGAGUAAGCUUGAGAACAUCAAUCGUCAGUAUCGCCGACUUGCUAGAGAAGGUCGCACCGACACAGCUGGCACCUUGAAAACUAUGAUGCAAGAUGCAAACGACCGCUGGGAUCAUAUGCAGGGUCAAAUGUCAGCCAACUUACGAGAAAUCAGACAUUCCUCAAGUAUUCGGGAAGAUUUCAAGCAGACAAAAGACUCGUUGUUAAGCUGGCUGACAGAAGUUGACAUGCAGCUCACAAAUAUUGAACAUCUGUCAUCAAUGGAUGUGAAGACUAAAAUACGAGAAAUGCAGAGAAUUCAAGAUGAAAUAGAUUCCAGAGCAAGGAAGUUUGAUUUCCUAGAUGAGGCUGCCUUGUUCCUGAUACAGAAAGGUGACAGUACAGAUGCUAUAACGACCCAGGCUGAGAUUGACUCAUUCCGUCAGUACCACAGACAGGUGCUUGACAGAGUGGCUAUCACAAAUGCUAGACUGUCUGCUAUGCAGACUGAAGAGAGAAUGCGCCUUGAUGGAGAUGAGCUGGAUCGCCUUGAACGUGAAUUGUACGCACUUGCACCAGGUGAACCAUUAACUCUAGACUGGGACAUGAAAGAAAUAGAGGCUUACCUUGAAGCUUCACCACCAGAAAGUCCACCAGAAAAACGGAGGGCAUUAUUGAAGAAAUUGCGAGAAAGGUCAAGGUCACGAUCUGCUUCUCCUAAAAAACUACCUUCUGUCACUGCCGCUACUCAUUCAUCAUUACAGUCAUCACCACCUUACAGGAGAAAAGCUGCUGAUACUGUUGAUGCAGCACCAUCUAGGGGGGCACGUAGACCUGAAUCACCAAGGCCGAACAGACAAGGAUCAGCUUCACCCACAAGGUCAAGGUCUCCUACAAGGUCAUUGAGGACAAAAUCUCCAAGACGUGUUGUGAAGGACUACGUUGAUAGCAGAGCCCAUUCACCCUCAAGGCAAGAACGAUUUAACAGAAUGAAAUCAGAAUUAACACAGCGUGGUAAGGAAGCACAGGUUGAGGAGAUCCUUGAGAAACUUGCAGACGCUCUUGAGGAAGCUACAGAAAAGAUGGAUGUAGCUGAUAAGCAACUCCGCAUUUCAAUUCCAAUAACUCCAGGCGUAGAACAUCGCUCCUUGAGCUAUUUACAGAGUAUGACUGAAGCAGAGAAAUGUGUCGAGGACGUGCGACGAAUACAUCGUCUGCUCAAGGAAGAAACCGGACUUCAUACCAUAGCUAGUGCUGAUAAACAGGUCGAAGCUGUGGUUUCACGAUGGGAAAUGUUGCAAGCUGGAGCUAUACAGAAAGAUUACCGAUUAAGUCAACAUCGGAAAGACUGGCACCAGUUCUGCACCGACCUUGAAAACAUGAUGUCGUGGCUUGACGAGGCGGAGGCUCUCCAACGUUCACAUUCUCCUCUGCCAGGGGAGAUCACUGGACUUGACUCAAUUAUCAGACAACAUAAGACAAAAUUUAAAGAGGACUUCUUAGUACAGUUGGAAUCAAAGAAAGCCAGAGUGAUAUCAAUCAAUUUAACUAGUCGAGAACUUGUUGACCCAACCUCAGAGGAAGGGAGACAACUCAUUGAUAGACUGAAAUUAAUGAAUAAAAGAUGGGAUUCUGUGUGUACAAAGGCAACAAAACUUCAGGGAGAGCUUCAAGACUCCCUGAUGCAGUGUCAGGAAUUCCAUCAUACCAUACAUGAUCUGUUACUGUGGUUAGAGGGUAUAGAAGUGAAGAUUCAGCAGUGUGAACCAGUCAAACUUGCAAAUGAUGAGGCAGCUUUGUGGACUAGACUUCAAAAAUUACGGGACAUUAAGUAUGACUUAGAGAAGAAUCAGCCCAGAGUGAUGUCCCUUAGAGACACAGCAGACCAGCUACUGUUGAAUUCAGAUUCUCCGGAAAUGUGUCAGGCGAAAGACAAGAUGCAUAUAAUUGCCAAUCGUCUCAAGGCUCUACUUAGACUGUGUUCAUCUUAUAUUUCUAGUCUAGAUACUAGACUGGACAGUAAAUCUCAUGUUCGAAGCCCAGAUCGCAGUUUUGAACUGAGCAUGUCACCCAGCUCUUCAGGUGCCAGCAGCCCUAGGGAUAGUGCCAUACGUACCAGUACACCAACACGACCAUUCCGACCCACUUUCCGCCCACUAACAAGUACAUCUACAUCAUCACGACCAAGAACAAGGUCACCUUUUGCCCUGUCAAGACAGCUUUUAUCAGGAUUGUGCCAAAUUUUGUCGGGAAUUUACCGACUAUUUGUUCAGCGACCAAAACCACCCUCAGGAACAACGGACACCUCAAUCGUACCACAUGACCCAGAUGUUGAAGAUGACAACGAUAUUGACACAACAUGUUGUCCAUUUUUGAUGAGAGUAUUACGCACUGCCCUGCCAUUACAGUUACUACUACUAUUAUUAUUAGCAAUAGCGUGUCUUGUACCAGUGACUGAAGAUGACUAUAGUUGUAUUCUAGCGAAUAAUUUCCGUCGAUCUCUCGACCCGAUGUUGCAAUACACAGAUGGACCGCCCCCAGUCUGAUUCUUUCUCAUGAAUAUUCAUUUUCUCAUACAGUAUUAAACAAUGGGACAUAAGUGCAAGUAGAUCUGUAUUCAAGUCAGUCCAAAAUCUAUUGUGGCAUAUUCAGCCAGAUAUUGUUUCAACAUGAUGUCGAAAAUGUAUAUUUCCCACAUAGAUCUAUAUUGAAUAUUUUCUGGAUUGAUUAAUAACAUAACUAUAUGUACCAGAGUAAUUUUUUGUACUAACAGUUAAGGAUCUGUCUGUGUAUUGUAUCUAUUGGUGUUGUAUAUGUGAAUUGAAUGUUGACAGACACCCAUAAAAAUUUAUAGAAGAGGAAGAACAAUUGUUGAUAAGGAUGGUACAUGAUAUGGAAAGAAGUCUUCUUUAUGGUUAUAUUGAAUGUUCUAAAGAUUUGAAAUAUGGGUGUAUAUUUUAUCUGUGAUAGAGUUGAUAUUGCACAGAUCUGACAGAAUUUGUAGAUACAUGUAUGUAUUAUCUCUGUUAAUAUUGUAUGUAUAUAAAAUUACUAAAGUUGCCAUAAUAUUUUCCACACAAAAACAGAUCAGACUUUGUCCUUGAACUAUUAAAAACUUACAUCUCUGUUGGAAUUAUAGUGUAAUAAUACCUUUUUUAAAGAAAGACACAAUUGAUCUUACACUUUUAAAGUUUUGGUCUUCACAUAAUAUCUAUAAUGCAAAAGAAGCGGGUUAAGCAAAAGUUGAUUAAUCAACAUUGCUGCAGGAAAAAACACAUUGUAAAUAGUUCUUUUAAAAAUACUACAGAUUAUUCAGAAGCCACGCCCUCUCACAUCUUCAAACUGUAUUAAUACACAAUUAUCCCAUGUUAUAUUCUGUACAUAAAUUAUUAUUUAGAAAGAUGUAUAUAUUUCCAUGGUUACCCACAUUGUUAAGCUUCAUCUGUAUUAUCAACAUCAUUUCAGUUUAUUUCCAUGGCAACUUACUGGUAAAAGACUGUGAUAUUUUAGAGACUAAUAUGUCUCACAAACAGCUGUGAUUAUGUUAUGAUAUUUCUUGUACCCAGGUUUGUAAAGUGUUGGACCAAAUGACAUGUCUGUGUAUGCGUAGAAUUGUACUAGGCAGCUCUUGGGAGUAGUAAAGAUACUGUUACAACAUAUUUGAAUAAAUUUUAUUAUCUUAAUUACUUUUUGAUGAAGUCCAUUACCAAAUCUUCACUUUUUGGACAGGAGAACAAAAUCAUUAUAUGUUUACGCAUUCAACUUACCUACAACCUUAACACCUAUUUUUGUAAAUUGUUUAUUGUUGUUAAAAGUGUAAUAGAGGACAUCUACCAUUGCUAAUUUUCCUGAGAUUUGACUUGUUGCUUUGAUAACAUUAAAAAAUUUUAUGAGGUUUCUCAGCUUGUUUGCAUUCAGACUUUGUCAUAAAUUCUGGGAUAUCAGAUAUUGUUGUGUUUGUUUUGUCUCAUUGUUGUCAGUCUCAGGUUGUUGUUUCCAUGGUGAUUGAGUGUUUACAUAUACAAAUAAUGGCUGCAAAAUAGCACAAAAUGGCCACAUAGCGAUUUAUUGUCAGUGAAUGAUAGACUGUUUACUUUGAAUACAAAAUUCCGUUUGCUACAUGUUUCUUUGCAACCUUACAGUGAUAGGGCCAAUUGCUUUUUGUUGCAAAGUUACCUGUUUAAAUGGUUGAUAAAUUAAUUAUUGCACUGCAAAAUGGCCAUGUUUUUGUAUGUAUGAAAUAUACACUUUUUAAAACUUUGUUAGAUGUUGUUCAUACAUUAUAUAGGGUAAUUCCAAUUGCCCAUCCUUUUGUUGAUAGUUCCAUGUUAGUGCUUGUUGUUAUGUCAUAAUGCUAUUUAUUUAGGCUUCUAUUUAUGAAACAUUUGUAGAUAUAUUCUAAAGAUUUCUAGCUUUUAUAUAAUAUUAUGUAGUUACUUGAACUGAUUUUAGGCAACUUUCUUUUCAGAUAUUUAUGCUUUUUAUGCAACAUUUGAAAGUUGUUGCUAUGUUAUUUUUUAGACUCUUAUUCUUUGUAAAAUCUUACACAGAACUUAUUUUUAACUAAAUUUUAUACUAAACCAACACAGCUAGUAUUUUACCCUAAAUUUUACAAAACAGAAUUUAAUUUGAAAAUGCUAGAAUUGUGUAAGGAAGUGAAGAUUAAGAUUGUUUUAGAAGAAUGAAUGUCUAGCUUGCAUAGAACCAGUAUGCUUAUUUUGAUACUUGUAUGAUGUUACGACAUAAUAUUAAAAGAUACAUUUGUA
Molecule: messenger RNA, 29873 nt
Organism: Mercenaria mercenaria
Lineage: Eukaryota; Metazoa; Mollusca; Bivalvia; Venerida; Veneridae
Product: muscle-specific protein 300 kDa-like
Exons: 119
Coding region: 42-27653 (9203 amino acids)
Biological process (GO): nuclear migration
Cellular component (GO): nuclear outer membrane; cytoplasm; meiotic nuclear membrane microtubule tethering complex
Molecular function (GO): actin filament binding
Source: RefSeq, a predicted model, not a curated record